Molecule: messenger RNA, 708 nt
Organism: Chrysochloris asiatica (Cape golden mole)
Lineage: Eukaryota; Metazoa; Chordata; Mammalia; Afrosoricida; Chrysochloridae
Product: olfactory receptor 7G3-like
Exons: 2
Coding region: 1-708 (235 amino acids)
Biological process (GO): G protein-coupled receptor signaling pathway
Cellular component (GO): membrane
Molecular function (GO): olfactory receptor activity
Source: RefSeq, a predicted model, not a curated record
AUGACGAAAUUGAGGAAUUAUAUCAACUUCUUCAGUUUGAAAUUAAUUGAUCAAAUACAGAAUCAAGUUACCUGCUUUGUUCUCAUUUUUGCUGGUUUGGAAAAUUUUCUUCUUGCAGUAAUGGCCUAUGACCGGUAUGCAGCCAUUUGCCAUCCACUAAGAUACACGGUCAUCAUGAACCCCCACCUCUGUGCACUGCUGAUUAUUAUCUCCUUGUUUUUUAGCAUUAUAAAUGCCCUUCUCCACAGUCUGAUGGUGUUACAUCUGUCCUUCUGCAUAGACCUAGAAAUCCCCCAGUUUUUCUGUGAACUUGUUCAGAUCCUGAAACUAGCCUGUUCUAAUACACUCAUCAAUAAUAUUCUGCUAUAUUUUAUGACUAGCAUUUUGGGUGGUGGACCUUUCCUUGGUAUUAUUUUCUCUUACAUGAAAAUUGUCUCUUCCCUCCUGAAAAUGUCAUCAGCAGGUGGAAUGUAUAAAGCUUUCUCUACUUGUGGUUCUCACCUCUCUGUUGUGUCCUUGUUCUAUGGGACGUGCUUUGCGUUGUAUCUUAGCUCGGCAGUGACCCUCUCCUCUAGGAAGAGUGCAGUUGCAUCAGUGAUGUACACUGUGGUCACUCCCAUGCUGAACCCAUUCAUCUAUAGUCUGAGGAAUAAGGACAUGAUGGGCACUCUGAGGAAAUUCAUCUCUAAGAUAUCUUCAUCCCAUUAA